Cynara cardunculus var. scolymus (artichoke) is the source of this 1773-nucleotide messenger RNA. Its product is annotated as mitogen-activated protein kinase kinase kinase 5. NCBI's taxonomy places the organism in Eukaryota, Viridiplantae, Streptophyta, Magnoliopsida, Asterales, Asteraceae. The transcript is spliced from 10 exons. The record is from RefSeq and is a predicted model, not a curated record. Gene Ontology annotation, biological process: protein phosphorylation. Bases 1 to 1773 code for a protein of 590 amino acids. Gene Ontology annotation, molecular function: ATP binding; protein kinase activity.
AUGCAUUGGUGGCAAAACGCCUCUUCUCAUUCUUCCUCAUCGUCUCCCUCCUCCGACGAUAAUUUUAUGAACCAUAACAAUGGUACUCAUGCCUCCAAACUUGCUUCCUUGUUCACCAAUUCCCAUGGCCAUGCUAAUAGUUUCGGCUAUAUACAGCGUCGCCGCCUCACUCGUGCCAGAAAGCUCCGACACCUCACCGACAACGACAUUGGCCACGCCCCCGCCCGCUUAAUGGUCAAGCCUGUGCCGCUUCCUCUUCCUGAAUUGGAUUUUCUGUUCAAACACGAUGCUCAUAAGAAAGCCGGUGAGAAGAGAGCAACCUCUAACAUUUAUGACGGCGAUAUUAAGGAAAUUCAACGAGCGGCUAGCGCAGAUACUCUGAGGGAUAGAGAGGACGUUGUAUCUCAGAAUGGCGGAGUUGUUUUAAGAAAUAGACAAACGCACACUGGUUCUUUCAGUGCCCCAGCGAGUCCCGUAUCAAGUCCAGUCAACUCACCAACAAGUACCACUGAGAUGUUUUUGCCUUACUAUAUGCCUCCUCCAACACUUCAAAUAUGGUCUGCACGAGAGAACCCUAUUCCAGAUAUAACUCCAGGUGCUGUAAAUGUUUCUUGGAAGUUUCCUGAUGCAUACCUUGUUGGCAGUUCAUCUACUAGUAGUCCAAGGCAAAAGACUGGUGUCAGAAGUUCUAUAAGAUCAAACUCCUCAUUGCAUAAGAAUAUGGCCAUUGAAAAUACAAUGGGCCGGCGUGACAGCAAUGCGCAGGCCAUAGCCCACCCCUUGCCUCUCCCUCCUGGAGCCACCAUGCCUCCGCCUUCUUCCCCUCCCCAAGUUAACAGUAGACCUGAUUCGAGGCCAACAACACCAAGGCUAAGUCAAUGGCAAAAGGGAAAGCUCCUCGGUUGUGGAACAUUUGGAAGUGUUUAUGUUGGCUCUAACAGGGAAACCGGAGCUCUGUGUGCAAUGAAAGAAGUCCAACUAUUACCAGAUGACCCAAAAGCUGCAGAGUGUAUAAAGCAAUUAGAGCAGGAAAUUGAUGUUCUUAGCCAGCUUAAACAUCCAAACAUUGUGCAGUAUUAUGGUAGCGAAAUAGUCGAUGAUCGGUUUUACAUUUAUUUGGAGUACGUCCAUCCUGGUUCAAUCAACAAGUAUGUUCGUGAUCAUUGUGGAGGAAUGACAGAAUCUAUUGUACGCAAUUUCACACGCCACAUUGUUUCAGGACUGGCCUACUUACAUAGCACAAGGACAAUACACAGAGACAUUAAAGGUGCGAAUUUGCUGGUUGAUGUGAAUGGGGUCGUCAAGCUUGCUGAUUUUGGGAUGGCAAAACAUCUUAGCGGACAAGCUGGUCAUCUUUCUCUAAAAGGAAGCCCUUACUGGAUGGCACCUGAGCUCUUACAGUUAGAGACGGAGAAAGAUGUUGAUCCAGAUCUUGCUCUGGCCGUGGAUAUAUGGAGUUUGGGCUGUACAAUUAUUGAAAUGUUUGACGGGAAACCACCUUGGAGCGAGUAUGAAGGGCCUGCAGCCAUGUUCAAAGUCAUUAAGGAGAAUCCAUCAAUACCUGAGAAAAUGUCUCCGGAAGGCAAAGAUUUCUUACGUUGCUGCUUCAUAAGGAAUCCUGCAGAAAGGCCAACAGCUAGCAUGUUACUCGAACAUAGGUUCUUGAAAACCUCAAACGACUCACACGUUCCUUAUAAUAUAUCGAUGGAUAAAGAGCUUUUACAUCAAGAACUUGAUCGAUUGUUGGUUCCUGCAUGUACAUCUACCAGAUAA